AUGUCUGGACGUGGCAAGCAAGGCGGCAAGGCUCGCGCCAAGGCCAAGACCCGCUCCUCGCGGGCCGGGCUCCAGUUCCCCGUGGGCCGAGUGCACCGCCUGCUCCGCAAGGGCAACUACGCCGAGCGGGUCGGGGCCGGGGCGCCGGUGUACCUGGCGGCGGUGCUGGAGUACCUGACGGCCGAGAUCCUGGAGCUGGCGGGCAACGCGGCCCGCGACAACAAGAAGACGCGCAUCAUCCCGCGCCACCUGCAGCUGGCCAUCCGCAACGACGAGGAGCUCAACAAGCUGCUGGGCAAAGUCACCAUCGCUCAGGGCGGCGUCCUGCCCAACAUCCAGGCGGUGCUGCUGCCCAAGAAGACCGAGAGCCACCACAAGGCCAAGGGCAAGUAAGGCCUCAACAGCAACUCCUUCGUAAACCAAAGGCUCUUUUCAGAGCCACCCACAAUUUCUGUGGAAGAACUGAGCA
Messenger RNA from Hippopotamus amphibius kiboko, 469 nucleotides. RefSeq names its product histone H2A type 1. NCBI's taxonomy places the organism in Eukaryota, Metazoa, Chordata, Mammalia, Artiodactyla, Hippopotamidae. Bases 1 to 393 code for a protein of 130 amino acids. The transcript has a single exon. Gene Ontology annotation, molecular function: DNA binding; structural constituent of chromatin; protein heterodimerization activity. The record is from RefSeq and is a predicted model, not a curated record. Gene Ontology annotation, cellular component: nucleosome.